AUGGUUGUCAAUCGCCCCUCAUUACACCGACCAACAAACGGCCGCUCGGAACAACCCCUCCUCAAAGAUGAGCGCCAUCACCGGUCCCGCUCCCGCUCGAGCUUCGAGAAUGGCGACACAGAAGGCCAGCCCAUGCUGCAUGAAGCCAGAUGGCCGACAAUCCGGAGUAAAAGUCCGGAGCACGACGCCACCAGAGCGACCCGCAAGAAAUACCUUGUUGCAUCGGGAUUCCUCCUGCUCAGUUUGGUCAGCUUCGUGGUCCAAACGGAAACUGCUUCAUACAUUCAAAAUGAGUUACACUGGAAGAAGCCGUAUUGCAUGCUCUAUAUGACCCACGGGUCAUGGUCCUUUCUCUGGCUGGUCCAGCUAGGUAUCCUGAGAUUACAGAAACGGAAGCUCACUUGGGAUGCUUUCUGGCGGCGUCACAUCCUUUUCAUUCGCACCACUGCGCAGAUGGUAGAAUCCCAGGAAGUACAUCUGAGCUCUCGCGCGUCCAAUCGAUCCCCAAUCCGCUAUAUGCUGAAGACCACCGCCUUUGUAACUACUGCUCUCACUGUCGCCGGAGGAUCAUGGUACGUGGCAGUCAACAUGACCACUCCCAGCGAUCUCACAGCAAUCUACAACUGCUCGGCCUUCUUCGCAUAUGCCUUUUCGAUUCCGCUGUUAAACGAGAAACUGCGGGUCGACAAGGUCUUUUCCGUGGCUGUGGCUACCAUCGGCGUUAUGGUCGUUGCCUAUGGGGAUGGGCCACAUAAGAAGGUCUCGAAAGGAGGCACGGAUGAGAACGGGGCGCAGAAUAGAUUGCUCGGAAACCUCGUUAUCGGCGUUGGAAGUAUUCUCUAUGGGCUUUACGAGGUGCUCUAUAAACGUUUUGCCUGUCCCCCGGAGGGUACCAGUCCUGGCCGGGUACUCUGGAUCCCAUUGCCAUUUUUACAUUGGACCGGAUGGGAGACAUUUGAAUGGCCCACUGGAGAGGCAGCAUGGAUGCUGCUCAUCUCCGUGACUGCCAAUGCUACAUUCUCGGGUUCUUUUCUUGUUCUCAUCUCCCUCACGUCGCCCGUUCUAUCAUCAGUGGCCGCUCUUCUUACUAUUUUCCUCGUCGCUCUGGUGGACUGGUUCCGAACCGGAAACUCCCUUUCUAUGGCCUCUAUCAUUGGAGGCGUUUUGAUUACGCUGGCAUUUUUUAUGUUGAGCUACAGCACGUAUAGAGAGAUGAAUGAGGAGCGGAAGAAGCGUCUAGAGAACGAUGAGCUCGAGUCUGACAGUGAUACAUAG
Messenger RNA from Penicillium samsonianum, 1275 nucleotides. RefSeq names its product DMT family transporter. The record is from RefSeq and is a predicted model, not a curated record. Lineage: Eukaryota; Fungi; Ascomycota; Eurotiomycetes; Eurotiales; Aspergillaceae. The transcript has 4 exons. The coding region runs from base 1 to 1275 and encodes 424 amino acids.